Molecule: messenger RNA, 1208 nt
Organism: Myxocyprinus asiaticus (Chinese sucker)
Lineage: Eukaryota; Metazoa; Chordata; Actinopteri; Cypriniformes; Catostomidae
Product: MIT domain-containing protein 1-like
Exons: 7
Coding region: 417-1157 (246 amino acids)
Biological process (GO): midbody abscission
Cellular component (GO): midbody
Source: RefSeq, a predicted model, not a curated record
CAGCAUAAUGGCAACGGGUGUGUCCAGAAUUGAGUUCCUCAGUGAUGAAAUAAAUAACGAUUUAUUUAGCUCAGAAAGUUGUAUUUGUGCGGGAAUAUAUUUUCCAUGUGUUUAUUUAAAUCAAUUUUAAGUAAGGAAAAUAGCUGUCUUUGAUGUAGUAGGACGUUGUAUCACAAAACCCUCCCUAAAUCGGGAGUUGUGUUUUUUUUAAGAUUUUGCUUUCUUGGAGAGUAUUGACAAUGGUGUGCUUCUCAUAAAUAAUUAUUCUCAUUUUUCCGUUUUUGCUUGAACGAGUGUACAAAUGUUUGCUAUUAAUACAAAAUAGCCUUUCCUGGUAAUACACAUGUAAGAAUCAUCACUGCCCAAAGGAUUGCACUCUUCACUGCUUUUGUUGCACCAUUCAUCAAACAAAUGAGAUGGCUCAGGAUUUCCUCCCAGGCAUGGAGAGCUCUGCUAUCUCUGUCCUGAAGAGAGCUGUGGAGCUUGAUCAGAGCUCACGCUUCCAGGAGUCUCUGGUGUGCUACCAGGAAGGGAUCCAGCUCCUGUUAGAUGUACUGAAAGCUGUAAAAGAUGACUCAAAGAAGGUCCAUUACAGAGAGAAGAUCAAGGGCUACAUGGGCCGAGCAGAACAGAUUAAAGACCAUGUAAACAAACUGAAAGAAGAGGGCAAAUACCAUGAGCAGAUUAAGAUAACAGGCAAUUCCACUGGUUUCAGCUAUGAAUCCCUCUUUAAACCAUACAUCAGAGACGGGCUGACUGAAGUCUGGGUGGAGGACCCUUAUAUACGGCAUGUCCAUCAAUUAUAUAAUUUUCUUCGCUUCUGUGAAAUGCUGCUGAAAGGCCCAUGCAAAGUAAAGACAAUUCACCUCCUUACAUCAAAGGACGAGGACAGCUCCUCUCAGCAAGCCAUUGCCCUGGUAGAAAUAAAGCAGUCAAUGCAGAGUCAAAAUGUCUUUUUGGACAUUCAGUACUCCUCUACUAUUCAUGACAGGGAGAUCAGGUUUAAUAAUGGUUGGAUUAUUAAGAUCGGCAGAGGGCUUGAUUAUUUCAAAAAACCAAAGGGUCGCUUCUCCAUAGGGUACUGUGAUUAUGAUUUGAGAGAGUGUCACGAGACUACUGUGGACAUUUUUCAUACAAAACACACCAAGACGACAUAGUCUUCUAAGGCCUUUUCACUGCCUGGCAUGUCUAUAGAGAUGUAUCUUCAC